Molecule: messenger RNA, 4465 nt
Organism: Schistosoma guineensis
Lineage: Eukaryota; Metazoa; Platyhelminthes; Trematoda; Strigeidida; Schistosomatidae
Source: the annotation of a GenBank genome assembly
UUGACACAUCAUACCAAAUAUUAUCAAAGAGCAGAAGCUACACUACAAUACCAAUAUUUAGUAAUAAAAUGUAAAUCAGCUUACACUAACCCCGUUUAAUUAUAUUGAAAUAUGAAUGUACCGUGAGAGGAAGCUGUUGAAAUUUGUACGCCCUUGUUUUAAAAAGCUCCUUUCGUUCUUAGUACACGUAUAUUCCGUUGGCUAUGUCGCGCUACUCGCAUUCCCAGAGGAUGAGUCUGGGGACUGUUUUUAAUUUUCGAGAUCUUGACAAAAAUGUUCAAGUCCAUCUUAAGAACGUAUACAGUACCCUCUCUAUUGGUAUGAUAAUAUCAUGUGUUGGGGCAUACUUAUUUCAAAUAAACUCUUUUCUGCAGUCGAUUACAACUUCUUUGGUGGUCUUGUCAUUCAUUUUAUCCCUUGGAAGCUCUUUGUUCAUUUAUUUCACACAACACUCAAGAGAAACCCUUCAUUCUAGACUUGGUGCUUUCUUCUUGUUCUGCUUUUCUACAGGUAUUGGUUUUGGUCCACUUCUUCAAGCUUUGUCAGUAAUCAGUCCUGAUACUAUUCCAACUGCCCUUUUGGGUACUGCCUUGAUUUUCGUCUCGUUCACAUUAACAGCACUGUUUACACGAAAACGAUAUUACAUCUAUCUUGGUGGUGAGUUUGUAUUUUUUUUUUCUUGUUUCACUGAUGACUUAAUUGCCUUGUUUUGUAUGUUUUCUAACCCAACUAUUUUGUGUAAUAGCAAAUCCUGAUGUAUUUCAUGUCUAAUGGUGUUGAAGUUGUAUAUGAGUUUGCAUUUGGCACUUCAUACAUCCCCCCACCAUAGAUUAUUUUGGUCUUAAACCCUAUGUGAAUUGUUUGUAGUGCUAAAAUAUAUUCAAACAUCAACCAAUCAGACUUAUUAAGUUAUAGUAGAUGUGUGUUGCUUAGCCCUUUUUUAAGCUAUCAUAAAUUAAGGUUCUUAAUUGGGUUAACUUAUAUCGAAACCGACCACUGAGUCAGACCACCUUCAUUGUAAUUUAAUGAGUAGGAGAGACCUUGCCCUGUCAAACGCUGUGGCAUCUCACAACUGUGUCUGUCUAGGGACAAACAGUGUUUUUAUAUUAGAAUUCCACUUUCGAGUGACCGAAAGCUAUUCAUUACAACCGAAUGUGUGAUUUUAUUGAGUAAUAUAUCAAGUUCAGUCCAUUCAUUUGUUUGUGCUUUUUGUUAUUUGAAUAUUGUAAUCAUAAAGUCACCCCUGACGAUGGACACCUUAACCUCGAAGGCACACUAGUUAUGAUACUGUGAGUGCUAUUGUUGUUCCGACAAUAAAAUAUCGGUUAAAUCAAAACCCUAGCUUUCAUCAGUCAUUUUUGUCAUUUCAAAAUCAACAACUAUUGUAUUUAUUAGCUAGGAAAUUGUUCUCCACACUUUGAUUAUUUAGUCUCAGUUUCUAGUGUUCACAUCUGAUCUAGUCUACUGCUUAUCUCUCGGGUACAGAUUUUUGUAUUUAGCUUCGAGUUAUAAUCUAGGUUUGAUGACUAGUAAUGCUGUCUAUUUUCCCAAAACGAAGUGGGACGGAGUUCUAACUUGCGAAUUGGUUAAUAGUCAAACACGUUAACCACUGAGUUACUGCUCCGCGACAUUUGCAUACGUAAGUUUGUGUUUGAUCGUUGGUACCACUAUAUUUCAUUUAGCUGUACAAUUCGGAUUUAAGUAACUCAUUUACUAGAUACAGGUUUAUCCACUCGGCUUUGUUGGUGGAGUUUUGUUCUCUGAGCUGGAUGGUUUGGUCGUGGAGCUUUCAUCGUUCUUCUGAACGACAUCAUCAGCACAGAACUCCACCAUCUCAACUCAGCUUUGUGCCAUACGUGUGCGUAAAUCCGUAAAAUGCAAAAUGAGCGAAGACUUAUAUAGUAUGUAACUAGUGAUAAAGAAACAAUUGAUCUAUAUUUGGUAAUGUCGCAUGUUGAAAAUAGUAAGAAUAAAGUUUUGAGUAGAAUGAUAGGAUUUCAUUUUGUUUGUUUGGGUUCUCUCAGUUGCUUACAACCUAUACAGAUGAAGCUUGUUAGAGGUAAAUAUUUAUCAUCACAGAUGACCGAAAACUUAAAUAAUAGCUUAACUGGAUAGAUAAAAAGUUGUAGUUCUAUUACUAAUACGAUUUUUUGGUGUCGAUGCAUUGGAAUUUUUUUCUUUGUUCCAUAGCUGGAUUGAUGUCUGCAAUCAGUUUGCUGACAACAUUUAGCUUCAUGAACCUAUUUAUUCGUUCUCCGGCCAUAUACAACGCUGAACUUUACAUUGGAUUGGCUAUAUUUUGUGCAUUUGUGAUUUUCGAUACCCAAUUAAUUGUUGAAAAGCGCCGUAAUGGGGAUACUGAUUUCGUAUGGUGAGUUCACUGAGUUACAUGGUAGAGCUUUCACUACUGAUUGACCUCAGAAUUCAUACAAACACUCUGCACUCUGCAUAUCAAGUCGGGAUUAAUGCAACAUAUCAAAGGCUGACACGAAUGUUUGUCUACCCAGAUUGUUACAAUGCAAAAGAGAAUAUUAACAUGAUAAAGAGCAGAAGAUAGUAAAGGACAUUCAUUGCAAUGAAAAGCUAAAUGCAACGUGGCACUAACUACAUUCUGUUCAAGAUAAUAAGGCCAACUUGUCCACUCACCAAUAGAUUGAUCAAAACAAAAUACGAAAAUUUAAAAAUUAGUAAUCAAAAUAUCGCUUUCAUUCAGGUAUCAAUUUCUGUGUGCAACAGCUUCCGGUUACUGUGUUGAAAUAUAAUAAAAUCCAGUUACUAGUAUCUGGUUCCAUUCCAACCUGUUUAAGAGCUUGAGUGUUCAAUUUGAAUCAUUUACGUAUAGAGAUUUCGCAACUAUGUUCAGUUCGAUACCGAGUGCCUUGCUAGAGUAUCAUGUCAUAGUGUAAACCUGAAUUCUCUCAGUAAGAUAAGGUCACAAAUAGAAUAAUAGUGUUAUAUUUUUAAAAGUGGUUACCGCUCUAAACUGAUGGAUUUUCAAUAUACCGAAUGAUGGAAGUUCACUUGAAGAAAAGUUUAAAUAAUCCAACAACCGUAAAGUCCCAAUAGCUGGGACAUGGUAAUGGCAGAGAUGAAACAUUGAUACCUUAUCUACCAGGCUAAAACUUGUUUGUUUUGGAUUUGCCAUUCCUGACCUACAAGUCAAUCAUGUGGAUAUCAGUGCAUGUAGGUCCAGUAUAUAUGUCUUAGAAAUAGAACAUACACUCAACAUUAUAAUCUGAUAGGAUAUUCACCUGACUAUCACAGUUCAACAAGUUACGUAUUAAGACUCAGUGUAAAAUAUCAUGAAGCGUUCACUGAACUUUUUCUCAAUUUUGCUUAUUUUCUGCCCUGUUUCAGGCACACGUUGGAUUUGUUCAUUGAUUUUGUCGAAAUAUUCCGUCAUCUUCUUAUAAUCCUCAACUCUAAAAGGGUAUGUUCCUAGUUUUAUAUCGCUACGAUAUUUUGAAUGUGAACUGUAACUUAAGAGUUUUGCUGUCUACUUCCCAACAUUUAACACUAGAGAAUACAGUAAUGAAUAGGCCUAUAUAUUCUUAUUAUUGCAAGUGAUUAAAGUUCUAGACAGGUAUUUAUUGUAUUUCACCUAGUACUUCCACUAAUUAAUUUACUGCAUGAUAGUAAUAAUCCUAUUGUGUGACUUGGUUUCCAAAAUGUUUGUAUAAAACUAAGUACCAAGAACUUGUACACAAUCUAAAUAAAUGUAAAGCAAAUGUUAUUAACAAUCUGGUCACAUUACGUAUAAUUACCACUAGAUUAAAAGCGUCUAUAUAUUUUGAUUUUCAAAUGAAUUAUUGAACAGAUCUAAUUUAUAUUAUUAAUUCUUUCCUUUAGAGACGUGAUCGUGAUGACGAUUAAAAAAAAUGGUCUUCAUUUAUUUAGCAGUCGGUUAAUUUGCUUAAAUUGCUUCAUAAUAAUAAUAAUACUACUCUUUAUUGGUAUUAUUUCACUUAAUCUUUCUACUUCGCAUUUUGUUGAGAAACCUUACGAACAAAAUUUAUAAAAAAACAACAACAACUAAAGUACUUAAUUAAUAAUUUGUUAUAAAUUUACGUUGUUCUGAUUAAGUCGAGAUUUACAUGGACUUAACACAAAUAUAUUUCUGUUUUAUUUAUUAAAAAAAAGUGUAUUCUAAAACUCUUUUGCUUCGAAUGUCAAAAUAUAUUGAGAAAUAUGCCCUAACUUUACAUUGCACUAAUAAAAUUGGUUGUUUUUUUUUCACUUCGUCUUUUGGUUUCCUAUUCUUGUGAUCCAUAUUGAAUAGAAGAGUAAGCUAUUGAGAUAUUUUUUAAAUUUAAUUCAUUCAUUAGGUUCCGAAUGUUAAUCAGUUACAACGUAGAACCAGGCACAUACAUGGAUCGGUCCAAGUUGUCAUAGCUCAUUAGCACGGCAAGACGGACACCGGAUUCGAAGAAGCAGUUAACUCGGUGGUGUAAUAUAUAAAGGAAAG